This is a messenger RNA of Pseudozyma flocculosa PF-1, 1779 nucleotides long. RefSeq lists its product as uncharacterized. The transcript has 3 exons. The coding region runs from base 1 to 1779 and encodes 592 amino acids. The record is from RefSeq and is a predicted model, not a curated record. NCBI's taxonomy places the organism in Eukaryota, Fungi, Basidiomycota, Ustilaginomycetes, Ustilaginales, Ustilaginaceae. Gene Ontology annotation, biological process: regulation of DNA-templated transcription. Gene Ontology annotation, molecular function: DNA-binding transcription factor activity, RNA polymerase II-specific; zinc ion binding.
AUGGAGCCCGGAGGCGACGAAGCUCCCGCGCUUUUACAACUGCCUCCCAACCUCACGGAGCAGUACGUCCAGCAGGACCUCAGCCUGCAGCCUUUCAACAGCAGGGGUAGCGACUCGAGCACGACCAGCUAUGCCGCCUCGUCCGAGACGGGCGGGCAUACGGACAUCAACGACCUGCUCUCGCUCGGGCCCAGCAUGUUCGCCCAUCCUCCCCACGCCAUGGCACCGCACGGGACCCAGGGCAGCAACGCCCAGGUCGACGCCGGCGGCCCGCAGCAGGUAGGCGCCAACCUCUCGAUGCUCUACACGACGGCCGAAGCGGCUCGCCAGACGUACAGCCAGAUGCUCCAGUCGAGCAUCGCGGCCGACAACGCCCAUCUCGAGCGGGCCAAGGAGUUCCCCUUCCACCAGCAUCACCAGCACCACCACCACCAACAGCAUCACCAACACGCGCAGCAGCAGCAGUAUCAGGAACAGCAGCGGCGGGCGUCGUCUAGCCGCGGGUCGUUUUCCACGGGCCAGCACGUCCACAUGCCGUCCGAGUCGCCGUCUUCCAGCUCGACCCCGACGUCGCCGACGAGCAAGGCAGACCGUGUCAAGGCAGCAUGUGUCAAGUGCCGCCGAAGGAAGAUCAAGUGCACGGGCGACAUGCCCUGCGGCACCUGCCUGCACUUCAAGACGGCCUGCGUCUACGCCGCCGUGUCGCCAGAGGAGAAUGCCAAGCUGCGCGAAAAGAAGAUGGCGCGCGAGGAAAAGAAGAAGCAGACAGCCGCCGCCGCCCUCGCUGCCGCGGCCCAGGCCAGGGCGCACGCCCAGGGCCUCGCGGCGACCCAAGUCUCGCACGGCCUGCCGGGGAAUCUCGUCGUCGGGGGCGGCGGGGCCGGGAUGAUGCCCGUCUUUCUGCAGCACGUCCCCAACGACGAUCCCCUAGCAGCAGCGGCGGGGAGACCGAUCGAGGCGCGAGGCGCUGUCGCCGCGGCACCACAACAGCAUCAGCAGCAACGACGACAUCAUGCCGGCGAUGGCGAUGGCGCCAAUGCCACGCCGCCGCAAGAGCCCAGCGGCGCAAACGAGGGACCAAGACGGGCUUACGUAGAUGUUCCUGGUCCGACAAUUCUUCAGCAGUCUGAGAGCCCCGCCACGUCAGAGACGGGCUCGGCCUCGUCUUUAUCGUCGCCGUCCGUGGCGUCGACAUCGACUUCGUGGAGGCCAAGGCACGGCGGAAGCCUCUCGUUCGAAACAACCACGGCGGCGGCGGCCGGACCGCUCCCUCCUGGCAAAGCACCGUCCAAGCCUCAAAUCCCCUGCGCUCCGGUGGCGCUGCAAGCAGCGACGAUGCAGGUCCAGCCCUGGUACUCUCGGGAGAUGCAAGACGUAAUGGCAGCGACGCUCCUGAAGCACGACGACGGCACGCACGAUCCGGCGGCGAAUAGGGCAAAGGAACGCUCGCAGUCGUGGGACGUGCAGAGCAAUUUUAGCGAUCCGUGGAGCCCGGCGUCGACGUUCACCACCCUCGUCGGCGGGCCGGUGCAGAGCAGCCCGCUCAGCUUCGUCUCGCACGACGUCGCCGCAUCGCUGGCCGCCGCGCCGCUCACCUCGUACGUCCACACGCCGUUGCUAGACCGCAUCCGCGACGGUGCCCAGCAGACAUCGUGGUCGCCCUCUAUGCCGUCGGACGGCUCUCUCCCGGGUUAUGCGGGAGAGGCGCUCGAGGCCCUCAUCUUGCCCGACGCGAUGCUCUCGACGUUGCACGACGGUGUUCAGGUCGACACGGCCUAG